Messenger RNA from Cherax quadricarinatus, 3554 nucleotides. NCBI's taxonomy places the organism in Eukaryota, Metazoa, Arthropoda, Malacostraca, Decapoda, Parastacidae. The record is from RefSeq and is a predicted model, not a curated record.
ACUUUGUCUUAAUGUUUAUUUAGAGUUUAGGCAUGUGUUAAAAAUUAUAAUUUAAAAUUUGUAUAAUGGGUUUAUGUAAUAAGUUAUGUAGAAUUGAACCUACGACAACUCAAAAGAGGUCAAACAAUGUGACACAUUCAGGUUAUUAUGUAAGUCAAAAUCAGCAGGUGUUCAGUGCCUCAGUUUGUAGUUGUCUCAUCUUACACACUAGGGACGGAGGUUCGAUCACUGGGCCACUAUCAAAUAUGGAGGUGACAGAAGAAAACUUAGGCAGGCUUGUGGAGGUCUUGACUCACACAUUCUCUCUUGAUGUUUCGCAACGUCGUUCAGCGGAGCAGUUCUUAAACCAAGUUGAGGGCCAUGAGAAUUAUCCUGUGCUAUUGCUGACAUUGCUAACACGUGAUGAAACUCAAGUUCCAAAAAAUAUUAAAGUUGCUGCAGCUAUCAACCUCAAGAAUUUGGUGAAAAGAAAUUGGGUUGUGGAUGAAGAUGAAACCAACAAAAUUAGUGCCAAUGAUCGUACGGUUAUAAAGCGAGAAAUCGUCGACCUCAUGUUGAGGUCUUCUGAAGGUGUCCAGCGGCAGCUUUCUGAAGCCAUUUCCAUUAUUGGAAAGUCUGAUUUUCCCCAUCAAUGGCUAGAUCUAAUCCCUUAUAUGGCAGAAAAGUUCAAAUCGGGUGACUUUAACAUCAUAAAUGGAGUCCUUCAAACAUCAUACUCUGUAAUGAGAAGAUAUGAAUACGAGAACAAGUCAGACGAUUUAUGGCGAGAAAUAAAAUUUGUCUUGGAGAACUUUGCUCAGCCAUUAACAAAUCUUCUUGUGGAAUUGAUGAAAUUUGCUGGUGACAACUUGAACAAUGCAGUAGCCCUCAAAGUGAUCUUCUCAUCUCUAGUAUCUGUUGGAAAACUUUUUCUGGCCCUCAAUUCCCAAGAUCUUCCAGAGUUCUUUGAGGACAACAUGGCUGUCUGGAUGGAACAGUUUCUCAAUCUACUUAAUUUCACAAGCCCACUACUAGAAUCACAAGAUGAUGAAAUUGGUGUUCUGGAGCAGGUAAAAAGUCAAGUUUGUGAAGACAUAACCUUGUAUGCAGCCAAGUACAGAGAAGAAUUUGAACCGUUCAUUGAAAAAUUUGUAACAGCUGUGUGGAACCUCUUAUCAACAACCACCCUGGCAGUCAAGUAUGAUCAGAUGGUGAGUCAUGCUAUCCAGUUUCUGUGUGCAGUUGCUGAGCGGGAUCACAGCAAGGGUCUCUUUGAAAAUGAACAAGUACUCUCAGGAAUUUGUGAGAAAGUAAUACUUCCCAACAUGCAUUUGAGACCAUGUGAUGAAGAAUUGUUUGAAGAUAGCCCAGACCAGUGGGUGGCACAGGAACUGGAAGGUGCAGACUCUGAAACCCGGCGGAGAGCAGCCGUUGACUUCGUUAGAGUACUAUCUAGACACUUUGAGGCCAGAAUGACUCAGGUUUUUGGCCAAUAUGUACAAUCAAUGUUAGCUACCUAUGCUGAGAAGCCUGCUGAAUGCUGGAGAAAUAAAAGUGCUGCUAUCUACUUGGUGACGACACUCUCUGCAAAGGGACAUACUGCAAGACAUGGUGCAACAAAAAUUAAUGAAUUGGUCAACAUUACAGAAUUUUUUCAAGGUCAUAUUCUUCCAGAACUAAAGCAUCAAGAUGUUAAUCACCUGCCAGUAUUGAAGGCUGAAGCAAUCAAGUAUGUUAUCAGCUUCCGUAGUGCUCUACCCUUCGAUGCAGUGAAGAUCUGUGUUCCAGAUCUUACUCGGAUUUUAACUGCCCAGUCACCAGUAGUACAUACAUAUGCUGCUGCUGCAAUUGAUAAAAUUUUCUUACUUCAAGUGAAUAACCAACCUGUUGUGCAGAAGAAUGAUGUUGCUCCCAUUGCAGGAUCACUGUAUAUUAACCUGCUUGGGGCUAUGGCAAUUCCAGGAUCAGAACAAAACGAGUAUGUAAUGAAGACCGUGAUGAGGGUUACAAGCCUUAUUGAAGACGAUAUGAUGCAACAUGCUGGCCUCAUUGUACCACAACUUGUUAUUAAGCUUCAGCAUGUUGCCAAAAAUCAGACAAAACCCCAUUAUGUUCACUAUUUGUUUGAAACACUUUCUUUGGUUAUUAAGGCUAUUUGUAACUCUGUGGAUGGUGCAGUUUGUGAAUUUGAUAGAAAUCUUUUCCCAAUCUUUCAAGAAAUACUGCAGAAUGAGAUUGAUAGCCUCAUUCCUUAUGUUUUUCAAAUAAUCUCUCUCCUAUUGGAAAGGCAAAAAUCUGAAGUUCCUGAAGCCUACCUUUCAUUGCUUCCCUUUUUAGUUAUGCCUGUAUUGUGGGAGCGACCAGGAUAUGUAGCGCCCAUGGUAAGACUUCUGCAGGCAUACAUUGAAAAGGCUCAUACAAAGAUUGUGCAGUUGGGUAAGCUAGAAGCAGUUCUUGGUGUUUUCAACAAGCUAAAUGCAUCAAAAACUAAUGAUCAUGAAGGUUUCUAUUUGCUACAAUGUAUGCUUCUGCACAUGCCUAAAGAGGUCUUGGAAAAUUACUGGAAUCAGGUGUUUACCAUAAUGUUCAGACGCUUAACUUCAAGUAAAACUACCAAGUAUGUGAAAUCCCUCCUUGUCUUCUUCAGUCUGUUCACCUGCCAACAUUCAGCAGCUCGCCUUAUCCAAAUUGUAGACACUCUUCAGGCUGGUAUGUUCAGUAUGGUAAUAGAUCGCCUAAUUGUGCCAGAUGUUCAGAAAGUGUCUGGUGAGGUGGAAAAAAAGAUUUGUGCAGUAGGACUAACCAACUUAAUAACAGAUCCUAUAGUCUAUACUGGAACUUACAAUUCCCAUUGGGGUGUAUUAUUAGAAACUUUAGUUAAACUUUUUGAGUGUCCUGAAGAUAGUUCACUGCCUGCAGGAGAGCACUUUAUUGAGAUAGAGGAUAUUCCAGCUUUUCAAGGGUCGUCUGCACGGUUAAUGCAUGCUAGGAGAAGUGAUUCUGACCCCCUUUAAAAGGGGCAAGUGGAGAAUUCUCAAAUAUACUUUGCUCAGCGUCUUGCUCAGUUAUCUCAGGCUCACCCUGGAACACUCCAAGAGCGGUUGGCACUAAUCAACCAAGAUGCACAGGCACACAUUCUGAAGUACCUUCAACUAGCUGGAUGUAAUCUUGUAUGAAUGAAAAGUUUGCUGUAUAGAGUCAGCAGACCAGUAGAUUGUCUAAAAGUUAUACUUUAGCCAGUUCCUUUAGUGCAUGGAAUGGUUUAGGAAAUAUUUAUUUUUUCAUGUUUACAUUGAUAGGUAUAUAAAUUUCAUGUUCUUGUGUUUAAGUUGAAUGCAUCUCAUACUUUUAUAGCUAAUUGGGCAUUCAUUAAUAGUUAUAGUACCCAUUAUCAUUUAGAUUAUUAGUGCUCAUUAAUAGCUUGGAUUUUAAUAAAUCAAACGAGGAAUUCUGGUUUGAUUCUUCCUUGCAUCAAACUUGAAUCUCUGCAAGGUACUCUGUAACCCCUACCAGUUUAGUGCUUUCCCAUGAAUAAAAAUGUAAAUGCCCCAUUUAAAAAUAAAUUAGUAAUAUUU